AUGAGGGGGAAACAGAAGCCCCAAUAUGCCAGGUGCUGUUACAAAUGCAGCAGUGUCAACCCUAAUCUGCAGUCCUGCAUGAAACAGUGCAAUUUAUCGGUGGAAAAAGGCAGCUGGAUUGUAUACGAGAAUCCCUAUUACCUGGGACACCAAUACUUCUUAAAAAAAGGAGACUAUCCUGCCCACCACAAGUGGCUGGGUCUCAGCAAUUCUGCCAGGUCUUGCCAUGUCAUCCUACAAAUUGAUUUUUUUUUGCCUGGCAUUAUAUAUCACUUCCCAGAAGCACAGAUCAACAACAAGAAUGACUUCAGAGGCAAGAUGUUGGAGUUAAUGGAUAACUGCCCUUCUCUCCAAGAAGAUUUUCACCACAGCAACAUCCAGUCACAUCAUGUCCUCAAAGGAAGCAGAUUUCUCCUGAAGCCUGGUGAGUACAAGAGAUUCACUGACUGGGGUGCCACAACUGCCAAAGCUGGAUCCUUCCAGCCAGCAGUGAGCAUUUCCUAA
This is a messenger RNA of Tinamus guttatus (white-throated tinamou), 504 nucleotides long. Lineage: Eukaryota; Metazoa; Chordata; Aves; Tinamiformes; Tinamidae. The record is from RefSeq and is a predicted model, not a curated record.